GGCUGGAAUAUGUACAUGUGAUGCGAUAAAAAGUUCCAGACAUCAAUUGGAACUAGUACGUAGUUGGCAGAAGAGGACAAUCUUGAUUCGAACUGAGAACAACGUCUGCAACUCAAGUGUGAAAAGAAAGACAGCAARAAUUUGGUCCAAAAAAUGAAAAURCAGAAAGAAGCAGGUUGGGACUGGACAAACAUAGGUUUUUACGUCGCUCUAGGACUUAUAUCAACUGGACUAGUUCAUUUUAUCGUCUCUCUGAUCAUCAUGAGGUGGCGCUCUGCCAAGCAAGUCAAAGGAUUCCCUGGCCCUGAAGCACAUUGGUUAAAAGGAAAUAUAGAUGACAUAACUUUUGAUGGCCGUGGAUURGCAUUUCAUCUGAAGUGCGCUUCUACUUACAAGACAUCGUAUAGAGUCUGGUUUGGCCCGCUAAGAUCCGCCUUGAUUCUCUGCCAUCCAGACACUGCUGGUGUCGUACUUUCCAAGAAUUCUCCUAAGGAAAGAUUUUUUUACAAGUUUCUGUAUCCUUUCCUGGGAAAUGGCCUGGGACUACAAGAAGGACAAGAAUGGGAACAUACAAGAAAGCUACUGACGCCAUCUUUCCACUUUAAGAUACUUCUGCGGUACUUUCCUGUUUUCCAGGAAUCUGCUCAGGUUCUAUUGGAUAAAUGGUCCCGCAGCAACGGAAAGGUCGAACUCUUCCAAGACAUUAGUCUCCUGACGCUUGACUCUAUCCUCAAGUGCGCCUUCAGUUACUCAAGCUCCUGCCAAACGCAAAAAAUACAAGAUGAAUACAUCGCAGCAAUAAAUGGCAUCGCGAGGGCCUUGCUGGACCGUCUACUGAACCCCGUCURUCACUUCGAUUGCAUUUAUAACCUUACAUCAGCCAAUCGAGAAUUYAUGAAAUACUGUGGCAUAAUCCAUCGGGAAUCGGACAAAGUCAUCACCAACAGAAGGCAGUUUCUCAACAACAAGUUUCAGGUGAACGGGUUUGCAAAACCUCGCUACCACGAUUUCCUGGAUAUUCUACUCGAGGCCAAGGACGAAAACGGAAUAGGACUGACAGAUGACCAGAUCCGAGCCCAGGUCAACACGUUCAUGUUUGCUGGGCACGAUACUGUUGCAAGUGCCUUGUGUUGGACRUUGUACAGCUUGGCAGUGAACGUAAAACACCAGAAGAUUUGCCAACAGGAGAUUGACGAGGCAUUCAACAACAAUGARCACAUCACAUGGGAAGCGAUCUCAAGCCUACCAUAUCUGUUCCGCUGCAUCAAGGAAUCCAUGCGACUUUACUCCCCCGUUCCUGUUAUCGCACGAACUCUUGACGAGACAUACAACAUCGAUGGAGURGACGUACCCGAAGGGACAUUUGUCCUUGCAAAUAUUUACGCAAUACACCGAAACCCUCACGUGUGGGAGAAUCCCAAUGAAUUCAAUCCAGAUCGUUUCCUGCCUGAAAAUUGUAAAGCUCGUUCGCCGUAUGCUUUCACUCCAUUCUCUGCUGGACCACGUAUUUGCAUUGGCAAGAAUUUUGGUCUCGAAGAAAUCAAGACAACCGUUGUCAUGAUUUUGCAAAAGUUUGACUUGUCUGUUGACCCCGAAGACAUGGUCGAUGAUAUGGAUCUGUUUCCAGAGCUCGUGUUAAGAAGCAAGUCUGGUGUUCGCAUUAACGUCAAACCACGUGAGAUGCCAAGCAGAUAAACUGCGCAAAAUGAUCUCCCACUAUAUAUAGUAGUAAAGGACAUGUGAUUUGAUGGGGAAAUCAUUGUCGAGAAUUAGUGAUAUUGCAAGUGAUAUCAACGUGCAAGCGACGUCAUAUCGAAGUAAUCCCGUCGCAUUAGCACGACACUUGACUAAAAACUAACCUCAUAUCGACGAUCGUAUAAAUAAACCCGAUGUACUUCCGACGUAUAUGCGACGAUAAAAAUGUAUCCGCGAUCAAUUAUCGAUUUGUUUACGAAGAAUCWUCAUUCAAAGACCUAUGGAUAAGUUAUGAUAAGAUAUCAAAUAAUAUAAUUCCAAAGAGAACGUACUGCAAUUAUCCCCGACGUAUCUGACGAGGGAAUUGCGAUUUACUACCAAUGUGUAUUGACGGAAAAUCAAUGAUCAUGUUUGAAGUUGAACCAAUUAAUUGCAAAAAAACUUAUACUAACAUAUACAUAAACUAACAAAAAUUUUAGCCACGUGUCAUUCCCUUGGUUAUUGUUUCUUUUCUUAUGCCAUGCUUGAGAAAAUACAUGAAUGAGAAAAUACAUGAAUGUGCAAAUAGCUAAAGGAAUGGCAGGUAAUCCGACAUCAGAUUACGUCUGUACCGCGGUCUGUUGUCGAUCUUAUUAGCGAUAGAUAGAGCAGCUUUCUAAUCCAGACCCAUCACAUUGCACAAGAAGAAUUUACYCUUCAUCCAAUCAAAUGUCCGAGAAACGGCGCGAUCACGGUCACGCCAAGGUCACGGAACUGCUAUUGCGCGAGAGAGAAAAAAAAUCGCCAAAGCACGCAUAUGGCACUGACUUUUUUCACAGUCAUACGAAAUCUGCUCUAUUAAGAUUUAUAGCUAUACAUAAUUUUUUCAUUGAAACAUAUCUUAUACAUUGUAUUGACUUCACCAAAAAUUAUUGAGCAUGCUUGAGGAAUCAUGAAAAAGAGUGGCCGACUCUGGAUUAUUUCAUAAUAUGCAUGGAAACCAAGCCAAUUUCCACAUUAGCUAUCACCUAGAUAAAGGACUUUUCAGUCGAGAAGAAAUUCUGACUCAUAUUCCAUAUUCGCCUUCAUCUUUAAAAGCUUUAUCGAAUGCUUGGUGKUUGAAUUUUGCGAGUAAGAAAGUGCUAAGAAGUGUUGAAGUGAGGAUCUUCAUUUAAUGACAAAUCUCUGAGACACGAUGCUGGGACUUCUUUACCYUGGGCAUAAUGGUUUCGCAAUAGAAAACACAAGAGUAUAUGUAAAAUUCAAACGUAGAAGAGAAUAACACAUGACCUGAAAAGGGCCAAAAACAUUACUGCCAAUUCAAAUUUAAUACAAUUCAAACAAAGAAUUUUCAUUUUCAAAAUAACGGCAAGUGGUCUGAAAAAGUAAAACAUUUCUCCAAACCUAAAGAGGUAUAUUUCCUUGACGUGAUAAUUUUAAGAUUAAUUUUCGCAGAGAAAGCAUUUUGCCCCUGCGAAAAGUUGCAAGAUAGAGUGUAGUCAUUAAACCCGUGAGAUAUAUGUUAGACUAAUACACUUUAGUAGACCCUAAUUCCAUUGUUUUCUUUUGUGUCUUUUUGACACGUUGAUUAGUAUUUUGUAUUUCAC
Actinia tenebrosa (Australian red waratah sea anemone) is the source of this 3281-nucleotide messenger RNA. Its product is annotated as cytochrome P450 4F1. The record is from RefSeq and is a predicted model, not a curated record. Lineage: Eukaryota; Metazoa; Cnidaria; Anthozoa; Actiniaria; Actiniidae. Gene Ontology annotation, molecular function: monooxygenase activity; oxidoreductase activity, acting on paired donors, with incorporation or reduction of molecular oxygen; heme binding.